Messenger RNA from Cloeon dipterum, 929 nucleotides. Its product is annotated as putative odorant-binding protein A10. The coding region runs from base 193 to 570 and encodes 125 amino acids. The transcript is spliced from 3 exons. NCBI's taxonomy places the organism in Eukaryota, Metazoa, Arthropoda, Insecta, Ephemeroptera, Baetidae. The record is from RefSeq and is a predicted model, not a curated record.
UCACUUCAUACUCACUCAUAGCUCCACGCGUUGUGUAUAUUUACGGUAUUACUUUCCCCCUCGAUCGACGCCGCGCGCUCACUUUCUCUGCUCGUUGCGCGACCUACAAAGUCUCGUAGCUGUGACCACCUUCGACUAGUCCUUUGGUGCACUUUGCUUGCAGCACACGCGCGCGUCCUCGACGAAUACACGAUGCAGGCCUUCAGAUCAGCGAUGCGUUUCUCAGUUUUGGCAGUGGUGCUAGUUUUGGCGCUCGCGGAUACUGACGAAUCUGAGGCAGCCCCCAUAGAUAAGCCAGUGCCACCACCAUCCUCCUUGUCGGACCAAACACUGGAGAACGCGCUAAAAGACUCAAGAUAUAUGAAGCGCCAAAUCAAGUGUGUCCUCGGCGAGGUGCCCUGCGACCCCGUCGGACGAAAGCUCAAAGCACUAGCACCUCUGGUGAUCAAGAACAUUUGCUUCCAAUGCACACCGGUAGAGAAGAGGCAAAUCCAGAAAGUUGUUUCCCACAUUCAGCGCAAUCACCCAGCGGAAUGGUCCAAAAUCGUGCGUCAGUUCGGAUCUACGUAAUUUUCGUAUUCUGCAUUUUCACAAUCCAAUUGAACAAAGAAAUCGCUGCCGACUAGACAAAUUUUCCCAUUGUGCGUUCUCUAAAAAUGAAAGCCUCACUGCAUUUAAGUAUACUCUCUAUUUAUAGCGCUCUCUUGUGAGAAGACUAAUAAACGAGAAGGGAAAAAAUUCUAUAUUUUUAAAAGUAAAAUUGUUAUUUCUUAGUUUCAAGACAUUUUAUUGGAACAUCUAUAAAGAUGAAAUAGCGGUAUCCACCUAACAAAUUCUAAAUUAAUGUCUAGAAAACAAUUAUUGGUCCUUGAAUUACAAUAGCAUUCUGCCACUCUUCCUUUGUAGUGACAAUAAACGUUGUAAAUCGA